This is a messenger RNA of Protomyces lactucae-debilis, 1073 nucleotides long. RefSeq lists its product as uncharacterized. NCBI's taxonomy places the organism in Eukaryota, Fungi, Ascomycota, Taphrinomycetes, Taphrinales, Protomycetaceae. The record is from RefSeq and is a predicted model, not a curated record. The transcript has a single exon. Bases 237 to 1031 code for a protein of 264 amino acids.
AUUAGUUAUCGUCGAACAUUCGAUUCCCUGUCGCCUGCAGCUGAUGCCUUGGUACUUUCUUGAACACCCUUGGGACAACUUCUAAGAUGGCUGGCGAGCGGGUCAAUCCGGGUCAAACAAUAUAGGUCCUUCUUCCUCUAACAAGCUCAAGGAAAUAUGGACAGACACUCAUGUUGCAGGUAAAGAGAAUGUGGCCAUAGCGAGCAGACGACUCAAAUUUGGCUCCCCCUGGUUCCAUGAGAUCUCACUCAACACCCAGGGACAGACUCAACUCUACUUCACGCCAAGUCAUCGAAAGCAUGUCUGGCGCGUCAGAUCAAUGGACACAGGACAAGCCUGAUCGAAGGCCCUUCAAGGACGACAUCUCCAGCGCACAAAUCCUAGCAGCCCUACAACAAGGUGCUCUACAAGCCACGCCCACCCCUACCCCUCAACAAUCCGUGAGCUUGGCAAACAAGAAGAAGAAUGAUGGAGAAUCAAGCGUCGCUCCGCCGUGGUGUAUCACAAAACGUCCCUCAAGCAGUCUUACGGAGGGUGCCGGGGAGACAAAUGAACCAUCAUCACCGUCGUCUGGUGAGAUCGAUGAGCAGCCUCAGCGCUCUGCCCACACAACAACCUCGACUCCUCCCAGUACAGCAACAGCAACAGCAGCAACGGCUGUAUUGACUAAGAAUCAACGAAAAAGACGAAACCACAAAGCCAACCAAAAGACAAAACAAGCCACACUGCAGCAAGAACGGCAGGUUGAAGAAGAAACCCGUACCUUGCUCCUACAAGAAAUGGAUCGAUGGCUCAAAGCGGAGCAAGAAGAAUGUUUGAAAAUGCAGCAUUGGAUGAUGUAUGGCGGUGGUUUAUCGCAGGAAGCGCAAAAACAAGGGGUGUCGAGGACGCAAGCUUGGUUGUUGCAGAUUCAGGAACGGCGAUUGCAGUUAGAGCGAUGGCAUGCUGGUGCUCCCAUCAAGAAGAUUAAUGAGUCGCCUGUGAUGAAAGGAGAUGAGGAGAUCAAGACUGGGCGUCAGACGAGCAUGUGAGGGAAGGAAGGAAAAGUGCAGAAACAUCUUUUCUACGAGAUU